GAUCAGCUUGUCCGCCGUGAUGAGGAACGUGUUCAAGGAAACGGCUUCGCUCUCUGUGCUGCUGGAGCGCAGGCUGGAGUUGGCACACAGGCAGUACUCCGUAGAUGUCGACCUCCUCUUGCCCGGGCUUCUGGGAACCCGAGUUUUUGGCCUGAUGCAGAACAGGGCCUCACAAUGGAGCUCUGCCCUGAGGGUCAAAUACGGCCUGCGAGGAGACGCGCGGAACCUUCGGCACGAGUGUCACACAGCCCAGACGGCGAGGAACGAGUUGCAGCCGAACGAGACGCACCACCUGAGGGCGGAGCAUGAGCUGCACUGCUCAAACGCCAUGUCCAUCAACCAUAAGCUCCUGCUGAGACAUGAAGAGGGUCCGGGUCACGUCCGCUCGGUGCUGGACCUGAGUUACGGAAAGCACUGGGACGAGAUCAACAACAAGCGACGCGUCCUCCUCAGCCAGUCCUUCAAGAACCAGUCCAGACAUGCCCUCACCAGCUACCUCCUCGAGUUCAGCUUGCAGGUGCUGGAGAAACACCUGAGCUACAGAACCCAGCUGCUGCACUCCCACCUGCGCCAGAAGGGGGCUGAGAGCAGCACCCACCUCAAAGUGAACUACAACGACCAGCUGCCCCUGAUAGCCGGGCUGCACUGGAGAGACUUAUCCAAGGCCCGUCUGCGUAGGUGGGAAGGAGCAUUCAACAUGGACACGCCGUGGCUGUAUGUCUACACGGCCCACAAGCUGAGCCAGCCUCAGCGUCGUGCGGUUCAGUUCAGCACCGAGAUCACAACCCGCAAGUGGGUGACUCUGCGCAGUUUGGUGCUGGAGGGCUUCUACCGGGAGAAGAGCCGGGAGCGCGAGGGCCGGCUGCACCUCUACACACCUACGGACACCUACUUCAAGGUAAGUGGCUGGGGUACAACUGGGAAGCAGAGCCUGAAGGCUUCCGGAGCCCUGAGCUCGGUCUGGACCCCCACCCUGCGGGGGGACCUCUCCCUGGAGGGCAAGAAGGACAAGAAGGCACUGCAGCUUGUCUCCAGCUAUGGCAGACAGAACAUCACCAUCUCUGCCUCAGUCGUCACCAUAGAUAAGAGGCUGAGGAAGAGGCUGGUGGCCAUGAAGGUGGUCCUGAUGGAGCCUAAGGGCCUGCCGGUGGAGCUGGAGCUGGAGGGGGCGGUUGAGGAACUGAAGCGGGACAGGGAGCUGUACCAGAAACAGGGAACGCUACGCCUCAGGCAGCCCUUCCUGCACUUCCCCCAGAAGCUGCUCCUCCAUGAGGUCUUCACAGUGGACCUGCGAAGGAGCCGCUACAUCCUGGAGUCGAGGGCUGUCCUUAGCGGAAAUAAGGAGUGCCUUCAUCGCCUUACCUUGAGCUACCACCCUGACAAACCCUCCGUGUGUUCCGCCCUCACUCACCCCUUCAGGUCUGAGACCAUUCCCCAGGAUUCCGAGCUGUGUGUUACACUUUACACCAACCAGAGCCAGCAGGAAGUGCAGGGCACAGUGAGGGUCAAUAGGAAGGACAAACUCAUAGUUCUGGGACAGGUGCAGAACAUCUCAGACCCAUCUCAGCAAGGCUGGGUCUUCCAGGUCAACCUCACUCACCUGCUCCAGAUCCAGGUCCCUCAGUCAGCGAGCCUACAGGGGGCGCUCUACUGGAAGCUCUCCAACAACAGCAUGUUUGGGUAUCUAGCGACAGGAAAGGCCGUAGUCGACCACCAGCGAGAGAGCCAGUUUGCAGUGCAGCUCAACGGAUCGUCCAGGGAAGUUGGUCUCUACUCGUCCUUCAGCCAGCACCACAGCUCCGCAGUCCCCAAAACAUUCGAGGCCCACGCCAGGGCGCAGCGGGAGGGAGGCCGCAUCGGCACCUCCGUGUACGUGAAGACGGACGGGGCGGAUCGAGCCAACCUGGAGGCUGAGUUGGUCAACGUGGCGGAAGAGGACACGCGGCUCCUGGGUGCCAGGGCGGUCCUGCGCCAAAGGCUGGUGCCCAUCUUACAGGACCUUGAUGUGCAGCUGUCGACCAAUGUUUCCGCCGACAGGAUGUCUGCAGAAUGCAGCGUGAAGCAAGCUGGUGGUUCUCUUCAGGCCCAGCUGGGCGGCGCUCUGGAACCCAGGCCUGGGCUGCGGGCGUCCAUCAGAGGGGGUCUGCAACACUCUCUGGCCAGCCUGCCAGCACUGCCACCCACCCUGGGCCUGGAGGGGGCACUGAGGCAGUCGCAGCAGCUCACUGAGGGACAGCUGACCAUGGUGGUCGGGGAGGCUGCUUAUGGCCUGGAGCUGCGCCACCAUGAUUCGGAAGGUCCCGGGGAGCAGGAGCAGGGCGUGCUGGGAGUCGAACCGGGCUGGGCCAGGGCCUGGCUGCACAUGCGUGGCCCAGGACAGAAUCUACAUGUGAAUGUUAGCAGCAACCUGGGGGAUUCGCAUGGCGGGGGGCUCCACGCUACGCUCUCACACUCCUCCGCCCAGCUCCUAGCUGCAGGUCUUCCAUCCAACAGCAGCAUGCGGGCGAGCUGGACCUAUGGUGAGCAUGGUGUCUCCACGGUGACGGAGCUCCAGGUGGGGUCGCAGGGCCUCCGGGCCGAGGUAGAGGGGGGCCGGAGAGGACGGGGACCCCCACGGUGGGAGCUCUUCUCCAGCCUGCGGCACCACUGCACAGCCUUGCUGGAGAGAGGCAUCCCCAGAGCCACGGAUGUUUCCGGACACUAUCAGGCGGAGCCACACGCCAUGAGCGCAGGGGUGGCCGUCCAGGUGGACCAGCGCAGGAAGGCGGAGGUGCUGGUCGAAGGGGGGCGGACGAACGGCAGCGUCAGGGUUGCCGUGUUGAUGGAACACGGCGUGAAGAGGCUGCUGGGAGUCCUGCCCACAAGACUUCAGAUGGACUGCAGCGGAGAUGGCGGCGCGGAGCAGCUCUCCGGCCGGUGCUCUGGAGCCGUGGCCGACCAACCCAUCGAGAUGCGGUUCCCCAGGCAGUUCUCGGUGAACGGGACGGUCGCAACCGCUGCCUGCGGCCUGCACCUUGACACCCGGGUGGAGAGUGCUGCUGGGGAAGGGGCGGGGCUAAACCUGGUGUUUGACUGUGCCUCCAAGCUCCGCCUCCAGGCCACCGCGCAGCACACUCUUCCCCCGCUGCAGCGGCUGGGGGUCCCCGCCCACAACACCCUCACCGUCUCGGUCCAGAAGGACCCAGCGCCGGCAGCCAUGCUCCUGGACCUCACGCUGGGCCGGUGCGAGUUGAGAGUCCAGACCAACAUUGACCGUGCCCUUGGACCGGAGGAGACCGGGUCCGGUUGGGCCGCCAACCUGACCAACCGCUGCCUGGUCCUGAAGGAAGCAGGCGUUCCGGAGUCGCUGGAACUCUCCGGGCUGCUCUCUCUGUCCCCCUGCCGCUCCGCCCUGUCCUGCAGCCUGACUGCCGACGGCGAGGCCCUCGCCCUGCAGCUGAGUCACUCCUGCCGUCCCACACACAGCCUCACGGGGGCGGUGACGCACUCUUUCUCCCGGCUCGGCAGCUGGGGCCUGCCCUCCGAAAGCAGGCUGGUCCUGAUGGCACCCGGGGGUCCCGGCCGGGACGGGACCCUCCUGCUGAAGGCGGGCUCUUGUCGAGGCUUCAGUCUGCCGGCUCAGUCCCGGUUCAACGGCUCCCUGCUGCUGGAGGACUGCGCGCUGGAGGUCCGAGCCGACGCUCGGGUCGACGGUCACUGGGCCUCCGUCCGACUGACCGCCGGGUGCCGCCAAGGGCUGCGGCUGGAGGGGCUUCCGGAGCACGGCUCGUUGAUGCCAGAGUCCAGAAGGGCACCGCCUUUACAGUACGGUGCCGAGCUAGAGCUCCGCGUGCGCCGCUGCGCCCUGGGGGUCUCCGGGGGGCUGCGGACAGCAGGGAGGCUGGAGGGCUCACUGCUUCUGCACAACAACUGCACGGCCCUGCAGCACCUGGGGGCUCCAUCCAGGGUUGAAGGACACGGGUCCCUGCUUAUGAGCACGGGGCUCAUGGACUCCCGCGUGUCCCUCGUCUCAGGUGACACCCACCUGCGGGCUCUUCUGAGCACCAAGGCCGCCAGGAAUCGACAGGAAGCGCUCGCCGAGCUGAGCCACUCGGCCACUCUGCUGCGGGAGGUCGGGCUUCCCACCAGCACCGCGCUGGCCUUCAGCUCGGAGCGAGGACACGACUCCUACCGCAGGGCUGUGAGCUGCAGUUUGGACAGCCAGCAGAUCAGCGAGGACUUGAGCGUGGAGAGGACUGGGACGGAGGUCCGGGUGGAGUACCGCCUCGAUCACUCCGUGGGCUCCCUGCGGGGGUGGGGGGUGCCCGAAAACAACAGCGUCCAGGCCGAGCUGGACUUCGGUCAGGCGAGGCGUCUAUCUGUGCGCUCCCGGCUCGGCGAUCGGUUCGUCAGCCUCGGUGCUCGCCUCAAGGACGCGCCCGCGUGCACCGAGGUUGCUGGAGUCCUGGAGCACAGCUGGGCCUGGCUGCGGGAAAAAGGGCUCCCCAGCGCGGUGGAGGUGUUGUGCUCCAUACAGGGGUCUCUCCCGCAGCUCCAGGCCAGGGCUCACCUAUCUACAGAUGGAGAGAAGCUCCUGGCCUCUGCGCUGAAUGUUAGCUUAACUGGGGGUCGUCUCGCCCUGCUGCUCUCCCUGGCUGGACCCCCCCACCUCGUCCCGGGGCCACUCCGCGGCCUGGACGCUGCCGUCACUGCCCACUACAGAGGCAGCCAGAAGCACGCCUCUGUGGACCUGUACUGCAAUGGCACGCGAGUGCGGUUGGUGGGGGAGGCGACUGUCUGGGGAGCCGGCGGGCGGGAGGCCAGGGUUGCUCUGCAGCACAGCAGAGAGGGGGAGGACAAGCCCACAAUACAGGUGGAGGCCUGGGGGAGGCUGACCGAGACUCAGCUCCGGGGAUCUCUGGCGUGGAACCCCAAGACUAACUCCUCGCUGGCUAUCACAGUGCAGGGACACAACCUGCCGUCCAGAAAGGAGUUGAACUGCAAGGUACAUCAGAGCAUACCUGCAUUGCAGCUGUACCUGCCUCCCCAGCUUGACGCCAAGACACAGGUAAACCAUACAGGCUCAACACUGCACGGGUUCGCCGAGGUAAAACUAGGUGGCAACAAGCUACAGGCCCUGGGCGAACUGAGCAUCGCAGAAUCUGGGUACAAACAAGCAGUGGAGGUCAAGCACUCCUUCCCACAGCUGAAGUCCCUUCCCGGGAAUGUUGCGCUAAACUCGAUCUAUGAAGGAGGGAACCACACUUGCAGGCUGCAGCAGAGAGUCGUGUGGGGAGGUCAAGAGCUCAGUGUGUCAGGCCAGUACCUGAGCCUCGAGCAGGAAAGGGGCACUCGCAGGCUGCAAGUCCAGAUGACCGGUACGUUUGCCAUCCUGCCAAGCGCAUGUGGACUGGACGUCCAGCUGGAGAGGUCGGCUCACCGGCUGUUGGACAGCAUCCUUCUGGACUGGAAGGGACAGGGAACAACCGAGAAGGUGAGGGCGCUGUGCUCUCGGACCAGAGACGACGAGCUCUGGGAGGGCAGGGUGGAGCUGAGGCAGCCUUUUACCCCGCCCCUUUCGCAUCUUCACCUCCGCGCACUCUCGCACACGCGCGCUGGAGGGCAGGGGAGCAGCCACCAGGUGCGAGCGGCGCUCCCCUUUGCGGAGCUGGAAGGGUGCGGCUCCGUGGCGCGGGAGGGGAACUCGUACUCCCAGACGGCAGAGCUGAAGUGGGGGGGCAGGCGCAUCACCCAGGCGAUGAAGUACCAGAGAGGCGCCAGGGGUGGACACACCCUGCAGCUGGAGGGGGGGGCCGACAACGUGUCCCCCCAGCCCUGUCCGUCCCACACCUUCCUCGCCCAGGUGCACACCAACGGCCGCGACCGGCUGGAGCACCACCUUCUCCUGGGCCUGUGCCCCCCACACCCGUCUUGGGCUGUGUCUGGGUACCACCGCGUCGGCACAGGCCAGGAGCUGCUCUACUCCCAGACGCGUCUCUCGGUGUCCGGUCAGUCCCAGUACAGCGGUCUGACCGUGGUCCUGACGAACACCUCCAUGCCUCUGCGCACCAACUUUUCCUUCCACACCGAGUUACAAGUUGGCGAUGGGGCUUUGGAGCUCGGGGGAAGUGUGUUCUCCUCCCGCCGGGGGGGUGGGCUUCAGGUGGGGGCUGUGCUCGACCGCAGCGAGCGCCUCUGGCUGCAGGGGGCGCUGGAGGGUCGCUGUGUGCAAGCAGCUGCAGGAUACAAUGACGGUAGGAUCUCCUUCCACGUGGAGUAA
Molecule: messenger RNA, 6259 nt
Organism: Scleropages formosus (Asian bonytongue)
Lineage: Eukaryota; Metazoa; Chordata; Actinopteri; Osteoglossiformes; Osteoglossidae
Exons: 38
Coding region: 20-6259 (2079 amino acids)
Source: RefSeq, a predicted model, not a curated record